AUGGCGUCCAAGCUCUCCCAGGUCGCCUCCCAGACGAGGCCAAUGCAGCACAAAAAAGUGGCCUUCUGGUUUUAUAGGUUCCUCUCCCUUGUGUACGACGAGCGGUGUACCGGGGUCGCCUGGACGGAGGAAAUCAGGGACGCUGCCCUGGAGAGGGCGAACCUAUGCGACCGUAAACUGAGGGUCCUGGACGUCGGAGGCGGCACGGGAUACAGCACACUGGGAAUCGUCAAGCACGUCGACCCCGAAAACGUCACCAUUCUCGACCAGUCGACCCACCAGCUCGAGAAGGCCAGGGAAAAGGAGGCGCUGAAGAAGUGCACCAUCAUCGAGGGCGACGCCGAGAACCUGCCCUUCCCCACCGACUACGCCGACCGAUAUAUAUCGGCGGGAUGGUAAGUCUCAAGAUCGCAUUAGCCGUGACGGCUUAGUCGAUUUCUGAGGAUCGUGUACACUGUUUUCUCAGCAUCGAGUACUGGCCCGAGCCGCAGCGAGGCAUCAAAGAAGCCUACAGGGUUCUGAAGCCCGGGGGGCUGGCUUGUGUGAUUGGCCCCCUGUACCCAACCUUCUGGCUGUCCAGGUUUUUCGCUGAUUCGUGGAUGCUCUUCCCGAAGAAGGAGGAGUAUAUUUCGUGGUUUAGAAAUGCCGGGUUUGAAGACAUCAAGGUGGAGAUAGAGUCGCCUAAGUGGUACCGAGGAACGCUUCGCCAUGGAGUUAUAAUGGGUUGCUGGGUGACGGGUGUCAAAAAGGCAAGCGGAGACUCCCCCCUGAAGGUAUUUAUUGACUGCAGUGUCAUCCUUUUCACCCUUAUCAUUACUGUCUCCAUCUCCACUUCGGCAUGACACGGCACACUUCGCAAUAUGACCUUAUUUUUCUAUUUUAAGUAUUUAUUAUGUUUUGAAGAUACUAAUGUUAACAAAAUUUACUAUAGGUGAUGGGAAAUUAGUCAUUACUGCAGGAUUGAUGCACCCUCUGAUUUGUAAAGACUAAAAUGUCUUGACUUCAAGAUGAAAAAGAAUCGUCCAGUGGAGUCAUAUGCUUGGGCUAGAGUGUAACGCUCUAAUUAUAAUCAAAUAUUUGUGUUCAUUCUUUGAGUUCUCAUACUCAUAAUUUUUAAAACAUUUGGACAUUCUUUUUUCAGCCUUAGUGUAUAUGGCUUUGUUAGCUAGAUAUUUAGAUUUAAUAAAAAUGUUCAGUUAAUGCAUGACAUUGUUUUCUUGAAUAUAAAUUUCUGAUACUUAUAACUUAUUGAAACACUUGGACAUUAUUUUUCUCAGCCUUCGUUUUAUAACUUUGUUAAAUAGAUUUUUUAUAUUUCAUUCAAAAUGUUGACUUGGAACAUGGCAAUGUUUCUCAAACAGAAAUGUUCAUGGUUAUUAUGGAUGGUAUAUCUCUGUUAUGAUCAAGUAUACAGAUAAGUAUGCCUUACAUGUUCAACAUAGGAUGUAAAAAUUUCAUGACUUAGGUCAAUAAGUGGGUAAUAUUUAUCUAAAAUAAAUAAAAAAUAAAUUCAAAACCCAGAAACCGGAGAGCAUGCAAAAUCUAGAAUAUCAGCUGAGUAAGGAAGCCUUAUGCAGGCAUUUUGCAUAAUUCACGUUUUUGGCGCUGACUUGUUCGGGCUUCUGUUCUUCGCUUUGUGACAUGUGCAGCUCGGUCCAAAAUCUAACACCAUUCACAACUCCGAGGGUACAUUAUCCUUUCUCGCACGCUUGAUCCCAGGUUCGUUCGCCGCAGCGUAUUUUGUGCUGAUUUCAAAUUAUAUGUGGAUAAAAGAUAUGAUUUAUCCAAAGGGCGUGGAUAUUUAG
This is a messenger RNA of Spirodela intermedia, 1805 nucleotides long. The record is from the annotation of a GenBank genome assembly. NCBI's taxonomy places the organism in Eukaryota, Viridiplantae, Streptophyta, Magnoliopsida, Alismatales, Araceae.